This is a messenger RNA of Vicia faba (fava bean), 330 nucleotides long. The record is from the annotation of a GenBank genome assembly. Lineage: Eukaryota; Viridiplantae; Streptophyta; Magnoliopsida; Fabales; Fabaceae.
AUGGCUUUGUCAAUGUCGCAGAAAUUGACUCUAGGUUAUGCGAUUCUCGUCGGAGCGGGUGGUGUAAUGGGCUAUCUGAAGAGUGGUAGCCAGAAGUCACUUUUAGCUGGGGGUUUGUCUUCUGCACUGCUGUUUUAUGUUUUCACCGAGCUACCCGGAAGACCUGUUCUUGCAUCAUCUGUGGGCCUUGGUAUAUCUGCUGCACUUCUUGCGGUGAUGGGUUCUCGUUUCAAGAAAUCAGGGAAGGUCUUUCCAGCAGGUGUUGUGUCCCUUGUGUCAUUCAUAAUGACUGGUGGUUACUUGCAUGGAAUUAUGCGUAGUACACACUAG